Messenger RNA from Triticum turgidum subsp. durum (durum wheat), 2229 nucleotides. Lineage: Eukaryota; Viridiplantae; Streptophyta; Magnoliopsida; Poales; Poaceae. The record is from the annotation of a GenBank genome assembly.
AUGCCAGGUUUUGGGACUUCCAGCAUGGCUGAUGAAACUGGCAAUGACAGUCAGAUGUUCGAAGGUAAUGAGAUUGUUGACCCUGGUAAUGAGGCAGUCCAUGGUGAUGAGGCAGUCCAAGGUGGCGAGUUGGUCGAAGUUGAUGAACUAGCUCAAGGUGACGAGUUGGCUCAAGGCGAGGACUUAACACAGGGUGACGAAUUGCUCCAAGGGAAUGAGAUGGCCAUCACUGAGGUGGCCACUCCUCCAACCACGAGGCGCCGGAGAAAGAAGUCCCUGGUGUGGGAGCACUUCACUAUUGAAGAUGCUGCUGGAGGGGCUACUCGGGCUUGCUGCAAACUUUGCAAGCAAACCUUUGCGUACAGCUCUGGUUCAAAAAUUGCUGGGACUAGCCAUCUCAAGAGGCACAUCACCUUGGGUUCCUGUCCUAAGAUAAAAGGCCAAGGGCAUAAGCUAGCAAUUACAAUUGGGACUGACAAUGAUGGUGAUGGUACUGUGGAGAGGCGGUCUAAGAGGCGUUACAGAUAUACUGGUUAUGCGAAUGCGUCUUUUGAUCAAGACCGCAGUUAUUCAUACUUGGCAAAGAUGAUCAUUUUGCAUGACUAUCCGCUCCACAUUGUUCAACAACCAGCCUUCACUGCUUUUAUUGAUAGUCUGCAGCCUCGUUUCAGGGUUGUUGAUGUUGAUGCAAUGGAGGUGGAGGUUUAUGCUGUUUAUCAGAAAGAAAAAGAGAACCUUUUGCAAGCAUUCAGCGCUAUGCCUGGAAGGAUCAGCCUCACCAUUGGAUUGUGGACAACUAGUCAAACUCUUGGCUAUGUUUCAGUUUCUGGGCAGUUCAUUGACUCUGAAUGGAAAUUACAUCGAAGAAUGCUUAGCUUCAUGAUGGUGUCUUCGCCUCAUUCGGACAAUGCACUUAGUGAAGCUAUUAGCUCAAGCCUUACUGACUGGGGUAUGAAGGAGAAGCUAUUUACCAUCACGUUGGAUAAUGAUUCCUUAUCUCAUGACAUCUACAGUGCAAAUCUGAGAGAUCAGCUCUCCAGUAAGAAUAACCUCAUGCUUAAGGGUCAGCUAUUUGUUGUGAGGUGCUAUGCCCAUAUCCUGGAUGCGGCUGCACAAGAUGUCAUUGCUUUAAUCCACGGUGUCAUCUACAGCAUCCGCGAAAGCAUAAAGUUCAUAAAAGCUUCUCCUAGUCGUGAGGAAAAGUUUGCUGAGAUUGCUCUGCAGCUGGAGAUCCCCAGUACGAAGACCCUUUGUCUGGAUGUUACAACCCAGUGGAACACAACCUAUCUGAUGCUCUUGGCUGCCUUGGAUUAUAGGCAGGCUUUCAUUACACUAGAAACAGUUGAUGAAAACUACAAUGAAGCACCUUCAGCUGAGGACUGGAAAAAAAUUGAGGCUGCCUGCAAUUACUUGAGGCUGCUCUAUGACUCGGCUCAUAGCAUCAUGGCAGCAGGAAACCCAACCUCAAACAUUUUCUUCCAUGAAGCUUGGAAACUGCAGCUAGAGCUGGGAAAUGGUUCAGCACACGAAGAUCCAAUUUUCAGUAGCAUCGCCAAAGACAUGUAUGAGAGGUUUGACAAAUACUGGAAAGAUUGCAACCUUGUGUUAGCUGUUGCUGUUGUGAUGGAUCCACGUUUUAAGAUGAAGCUUGUUGAGUUCAGUUACUCAAAGAUUUACGGCGUUGAGGCUGCAAAGUAUGUUAAGGUGGUAAAUGAUUCGGUGCAUGACCUUUUUAAGGAUUAUGUGGCACAGCCGCUCCCCUUAACACCGGCCUAUGCUGAACAAGGGAAAACUGAUAAUGCUACUGCCAAUGGGAACAACACCCAAGCAACUCAACCUUCAACUGGUGAUGGCCUUCAAGACUUUGAUAUAUAUCUUUCUGAGAUUGCUACAACCCAGCCCUCAAAAUCUGAGCUAGAGCAGUACCUGGACGAGUCUCUUACUCCUCGCAUCCAAGAGUUCGACAUUCUCAAUUGGUGGAAGCUCAACAUGCAGAAGUAUCCGACGCUCUCAAAGAUGGCGCGGGAUAUCUUGGCCAUCCCAGUGUCCAUGGUGACCGGCGGCACCUCUAUAUUUUCUGCAGGAACAGGGUGCCAUGUGCUCGACGACUACAGAAGCUCGCUCCGUCCGGAAAUCGUGGAGGCGCUCGUCUGUGCAAAGGACUGGCUUCCGAAUUCGACCGCCGCACCGGAGGCCGUGCCGGGCUCUGGGCUUCUCAAGAUGGACUAG